AUGGCGUACGAUUGCUACUGCGCGAUCUGUGGCGUGGGCUUCAGUGGCAUGCACAUUGAAUCGCCCUCAGAGACAGCUAUCGAACGCCGAAGACGGUGGAUUGAAAAGAGAUGCCGGGCGCUCGAGGCGGGCCAGGACAUCAGCCAGAUUCCUGCAGAAGAAAACGAUGCCCCCGUGCGCAGCUAUGAUCCUCGCCUCGUCGACACCGAUAACAUUUCCUGGCUCUUCAAGGCAUACUGCCUGGGAUCCAAUCCUCCAGCUCCAGGCACUUCGGGGACAAACAAAGCAUUUAUUUCUGGUCCGGGAUAUUAUGCGGACAUCGGAGAGCUAGUUGUGAAACCGGGGAAAGAUCUCUACCAGCCGUCGUCCCGUAAAACCUACAUGUGUUACGAUGAGGGAACCGAAGAGGCCUCCGGACCAGUCCUCCCCUUCCACUGGAGCUGUUUCGAAAUCCUGACCCGAGCACUCACGGACGCCACGGAGAUCGAGAACAUCAACCUCGACGCCCUCUACAGCGUCAUGUCCGCCUUAACCAACCAUAGCUCCCUCCAUGUAAACUACGGUGAUGACAUCUCCCGGUCGCAGGGCCGCUACUGGGAAUGCGUCCCAGGCGCAGAGUACUGCGCCAAGUGCCCCACAGAUACCCCCAUGGUCGAUGAGCUUUUCCAAAACCUAACCACCGAUAGUAAAUUCAAGUACCGCUCUGAGGCAGGAUUCGAGCCUCAAGACCCAUGUCCGUCCGACCCAUUCGGCCAUUUGCCGAUGGAAAUUGCCCAGUACAUUUGCAUGUUUUUGCCUGGGGAUUCGGUGAAUGCACUUGCGCAGGCUUCGCCUAGCGUUCAGGUUAUCGCAAAGGAUAACUCGUUCUGGAAGCGGUUUAUGCGGUGGGAUAUGCCGUGGUUUUGGGAACUGCAGACGCUCCAGAAGCAGAAUGAUGUUGACUAUAGGGAGCUUUAUAUGUGGUUGAAUAAGAUGACGACUCCACGGUAUGGUAUGGAUGAUUUGAAACUGAUGGGCGUUGCCAAUCGGAGGCGUAUUUGGGGUGUGUGCGAACAGCUUGCGAGUCGGUAUAACAAGACUACUCGCCGGACGCCUGUUGAGGCGAUGAAAUGGGGGCGCGAUUAG
Aspergillus alliaceus is the source of this 1125-nucleotide messenger RNA. RefSeq lists its product as uncharacterized. The record is from RefSeq and is a predicted model, not a curated record. Gene Ontology annotation, molecular function: protein binding. Bases 1 to 1125 code for a protein of 374 amino acids. The transcript is spliced from 6 exons. NCBI's taxonomy places the organism in Eukaryota, Fungi, Ascomycota, Eurotiomycetes, Eurotiales, Aspergillaceae.